Populus euphratica (Euphrates poplar) is the source of this 1050-nucleotide messenger RNA. Its product is annotated as putative methyltransferase DDB_G0268948. Bases 83 to 868 code for a protein of 261 amino acids. Gene Ontology annotation, molecular function: S-adenosylmethionine-dependent methyltransferase activity. The transcript has 2 exons. Lineage: Eukaryota; Viridiplantae; Streptophyta; Magnoliopsida; Malpighiales; Salicaceae. The record is from RefSeq and is a predicted model, not a curated record.
UGAAUCCUAUAAAUGACAGUCCUUCAUUCACUCCAAAGAGCACUCAGUUUCAGAUAUAACAUCAGAAUUCACGAGAUUUAAUAUGGCAGAUCAUCUGUUCAACGAGCAGGCAGCUAUAUAUUCGGAGGCAAGGCCCAGAUAUCCGAGCGAAUGGUUCUCAAUGUUGGCUGCUCUCACCCCACAGCACUCUGUGGCUUGGGAUGUUGGCACCGGCAAUGGUCAAGCGGCUAUUGGUGUAGCUGAGCAAUACAAGAAAGUGAUAGCAACAGACAUCAGUGACGAACAACUAAAGCAUGCCAUACCACAUCCCCAAGUUCAAUACGUGCACACCCCGUUAGCAAUGCCUGAUGAUGAACUAGUGAGCUUGAUUGGUGGUGAAGAUUCAGUCGAUCUGAUUACUGCGUCUACUGCUGUGCAGUGGUUUGAUCUUGACAGGUUCUACCCGAUCGUGAAGCGAGUUCUACGAAAGCCAGGAGGUAUAAUUGCGGUCUGGUGCUAUGGUAGCAUGGAGUUUAGCCCAGAAAUUGAUGGUAUCUUAAGGAGGUUUUUCGAGCUAGGUAUACCUUUCCAAAGCCAAAGUUUCAAGAUUGCAUUACAGUGUUACAAGACGCUUCCAUUUCCUUUCGAAAGUGUAGGUGUUGGGUGCGAGGGGCAGCCGCUGGAAUUGGACAUGCGAAAGGAGAUGUCGUUUCAGGGACUCUUGAAGUUCCUCAGGUCACUUCCGGUGGUCCAUAUAGCUAAGGAACAAGGUGUGGAUUUAUUGCCUGAAGAGCUUCUCAAGGAAUUUGAGAGGGCUUGGGGCGAGCCAGAAAUGGUCAGGACUGCUAUCUAUAAGACAUACAUGCUUGCAGGAAAAGUCAAGCUCUAGAUGAAAACGCUUGAUGCAGCUGUGCUUCUUCUCCCUUCAGAGGUUUGAGCUCCAUUGUACUUCAAUUAAUGCUUGUUUAGCAUUCAAGAAUAAAUUAACAACGCCUGUAUUUGUACCUCGCCAAUUUCACCGGAGUACUUGAAUGCUCCUAUGAUUAUUAUAUACAAAAAUCGUUAAUAUCA